This is a messenger RNA of Salvia hispanica, 1332 nucleotides long. RefSeq names its product cytochrome c1-2, heme protein, mitochondrial-like. Gene Ontology annotation, biological process: mitochondrial electron transport, ubiquinol to cytochrome c. Gene Ontology annotation, molecular function: electron transfer activity; heme binding. The record is from RefSeq and is a predicted model, not a curated record. Lineage: Eukaryota; Viridiplantae; Streptophyta; Magnoliopsida; Lamiales; Lamiaceae. Gene Ontology annotation, cellular component: respiratory chain complex III.
CAUGAUUCUGAUCCGAGAGAUUUCACUCUCUCAAAUUUCUCAACAAGACGAAGAAUUGAAAUGGAAGAGAGAAAGAGAGAGACUUUUGCGUAUUCACUGUAGAGAUUAAAAGGGUAAAUUAGUAAUCUUAUUUCCUCUGACGUGUACCGCCGUACCGGUAUAUGGUGGUGAGUCUAAUCUGAACCGCUCCUUUUUCCUUCCUCCUCCACUCUGCUAAUUUACGAGAAAGACUGAAAAUGAGAACUGGAAAAAUUAAUAGAUUGAUCAAGCAUUUCAGUCGUCCAGGUUUUUUGAGCCAACCUUCUGUUGCAGCCUCCGUGCUCAAGGCUGCUCCUUUGCUUAUUCCCAAGCCUGGUCAAGCUCAAUCUGGCUCUUCAGGCUCACAGUUUUCCAAGACAAUUGCACUUUUUGGUGCCGCAGCUUCCGGGUUUCUGGGGUGUGCAACAAUAGCAUAUGCUUCCGAUGAGGCUGAGCACGGUUUAGCUUGCCCUAGCUAUCCAUGGCCUCACAAUGGCAUCCUCAGUUCAUAUGAUCAUGCUUCGGUUCGUCGGGGUCAACAGGUUUACCAGGAAGUUUGUUCAUCAUGCCACUCAAUGUCACUUAUUUCGUAUCGUGAUCUUGUCGGUGUGGCCUACUCUGAGGAAGAAACUAAAGCUAUGGCCGCUGAGAUUGAAGUGGUUGAUGGCCCUGGAAAGUUGAGUGAUUGUCUUCCUCAGCCUUACGCAAACGAGCAAGCUGCAAGAUUUGCAAAUGGAGGGGCCUAUCCUCCUGAUCUAGGUCUUAUCACAAAGGCCCACCAUAAUGGUCAGAAUUAUGUAUUUGCUCUUCUAACCGGCUAUCACAAUCCUCCUCCUGCCGGUGUCAUGAUCAGAGAUGGGCUUCACCCUCAUUUCCCUGGUGGGGCGAUCGCCAUGCCUAAAAUGCUUGAUGAUGGUGCUGUUGAGUAUGAAGAUGGUACCCCUGCAACUGAAGCACAAAUGGGAAAAGAUGUGAUGACCUUUUUGUCUUGGGCUGCUGAACCAGAGAUGGAAGAACGGAAACUGAUGGGUUUCAAAUGGAUCUUCGUACUGUCACUUGCUCUUCUGCAAGCCGCGUACUACAGACGUAUGAGGUGGUCGGUUCUUAAACCGCAUAAGGUGGUCCUUGAUGUAGUCAAGUAAAUAGCAUGGCUUUCUUGCAUCAUGGGGUUGAGAUCGGGCUUUUGCUUUUGUACUCCGUAUGAGAUAUACUGCAUCAUGUAAAGAUACAGAUUUUCAAUUUCCCUGGGUGGUGCUUCGGGACGAUUCAAAUCAAAUGUACCAAUAACUUUUAUCAUCCCUCCAGUUAGCAGCA